Cynocephalus volans (Philippine flying lemur) is the source of this 243-nucleotide messenger RNA. Its product is annotated as WAP four-disulfide core domain protein 15A-like. Lineage: Eukaryota; Metazoa; Chordata; Mammalia; Dermoptera; Cynocephalidae. Gene Ontology annotation, cellular component: extracellular region. The record is from RefSeq and is a predicted model, not a curated record. The coding region runs from base 1 to 243 and encodes 80 amino acids. The transcript has 2 exons. Gene Ontology annotation, molecular function: peptidase inhibitor activity.
AUGAAGCUGAGCAGCGUCUCUCUACUCACUGUGACCGUCCUCCUUUGCGUUCACAUGGCCCAGCCUGGAGUCCUGGGGCUUGCGGCUACACAGAAACCUGGCUACUGCCCAGAGUUUCCUCUUUCCUGCCCUUUCACCCUAUUACCUGCGUGCCGGCGCGACAGAGGGUGCCAGGGGGCCAAGAAGUGCUGCUUCUUCUACUGUCGACGCCACUGUGUGGAGCCCUGGACGACGCUGGACUGA